Messenger RNA from Aspergillus heteromorphus CBS 117.55, 416 nucleotides. RefSeq lists its product as uncharacterized. The transcript has a single exon. The record is from RefSeq and is a predicted model, not a curated record. Bases 57 to 308 code for a protein of 83 amino acids. NCBI's taxonomy places the organism in Eukaryota, Fungi, Ascomycota, Eurotiomycetes, Eurotiales, Aspergillaceae.
CAUGGUCAUAGUGACGGAUCACGGAUGGAUGGAGGGCCACCCGUCAUCUCCACUGGAUGCUGAUGUUGGUGGCGGAAUUUCGGGAAGCAAAUGUCGCGAUAAAACGCGUAGACAAGGAUAAUAAUAAUAACAAUAACAACAACAACAACAAUCGCACUAAAAACCCAGUCGGAGGAUUGGCAUCUGAUCUCAUCAUCUUUGGGAGCCGCUGUGGAUUACAGGCUCCGGGUAAGAGCUAUCGACGUGCCUUGAUCGCCAUGAGUUUAUCCAGGCGCCAGAUGAUGCCCAAUACUAGCAGCAAACAGUAAACAGUAAACAGUAAACACCAGUACUGGUCGUUACUCUCCUCGAGAAGGAAACCUUAAACGUGAAACCCGCGCGACCCAGCAGUAUGGCCAGGCCGCCAGGGCCGUGUU